AUGUGGCGUAGGACGUUGCGUGUACGCGCCUUUUCCACCUCAGCGCGGCAGUCGAAGCCGCCGACUGCCGUGGUCAUGAUGAACAUGGGCGGUCCCUCCACGCUGGACGAGGUCCAGCCGUUCCUCACUCGUUUGUUUCUGGACCGCGAUUUAAUGCGUUUGCCGUUGCAGUCCCAGCUGGGCCCCCUCAUUGCGAGACGACGUACGCCCAAGAUCCAGGCGCAGUACGAUAAGAUUGGCGGUGGCUCGCCGAUUCUCCCGUGGUCGCGCACGCAGGGCGAGGCGAUGGCUCGUAUGCUGGACGAGCUCUCGCCUGCGACGGCGCCGCACAAGUCGUACGUGGCUUUCCGAUACGCCUCGCCUCUCACGUCCGAGUGCAUGGACGAGCUUGCGGCGGAUGGUGUAAAGCGUGCUGUGGCGUUCUCGCAGUACCCGCAGUACUCCUGCAGCACGACGGGCAGCAGCUUGAAUGAGCUGUACCGUGAGAUCCAGCGGCGUCAAGCACGUGGCGCGCCGGAAGGGUCGAUUCAGUGGUCGGUCAUUGAUCGAUGGCCGACGCAGCCUGGCCUGGUACGUGCGUUUGCGAAUCGUGUACGCGAAGCUGCCGCGCAGCUCCCGCCCGAGGUCGCACGGGAAGCGCCGAUCAUGUUCAGUGCACACUCGCUUCCGAUGCAAGUUGUUUCCGGCCGUGGUGACCCAUACCCAGCCGAAGUCGCUGCGACGGUAGCAGCUGUCAUGCAGGAGCUUGGGUGGGCGAACCCCUACCGCCUCACAUGGCAGAGCCAAGUCGGCCCUUCGGCGUGGCUGGGGCCUCAGACGGUGGACACGCUCAAGGGCUGGGCGAAGCAGGGUUUCCAGCACGUGAUGGUCGUCCCAAUUGCCUUUACCAGUGAUCAUAUUGAGACACUGUAUGAAUUGGACGUGGAGCUGCAAGAGGAUGCGCAUGAGCUGGGCGUGCACCUUGUACGUGCGCCCUCGCUGAACGACGAGCCAGUGUUCUUGCGAGCGCUCGCUGAUACCGUGCAAGUGCAUUUGGCCUCGUCACCGGAAGGUACGGUGCCGUGGGCGCAGGGGGCAUGCAGUCGUCAAAUGCGCCUUCGAUGCCCAGGUUGCACGAAUGCCGACUGUCACGCGCAAAAAGCAUUCUUUGCGGCUGUGUAG
Molecule: messenger RNA, 1161 nt
Organism: Malassezia pachydermatis
Lineage: Eukaryota; Fungi; Basidiomycota; Malasseziomycetes; Malasseziales; Malasseziaceae
Product: ferrochelatase
Exons: 1
Coding region: 1-1161 (386 amino acids)
Biological process (GO): heme biosynthetic process
Molecular function (GO): protoporphyrin ferrochelatase activity
Source: RefSeq, a predicted model, not a curated record